AUGCUCCGCAUCUUCAACCACAUGGUCCCCUACCCCCGGCCCAAGGGCUUCCUCGUCCCAGACCCGGAAGUCUACAAAGGCCUGGACGCAAUCCAACAGCAUGGCACCGCCACGUCAGACCUCGCCCAGCGCACAGGACGCGUCCGCUGCCUCGCCAUUACGCAGCAGGAUAAACUCCGCGAAGAGCUAGCCUACCUCAAAGAAUGCCAGCUCCACGACCACGCGCGCAUGGACGAGGAUUACGGAAUGAGGAUGCAGGGCUGCAAUAUGCAGUUCCGGCCUGGUGGACUCGGUUCUGGUGCUGCGGAUAUGUACCCGAGGAAGAUGUCGAAUAAUGACAUCUUGAUGGCGAAAAGGAUUGAGAAGUGCUAUCGGAGGCGGAUGAAGGAGUUGAAGGAGGAGAAGAGGAAGAAUGCGAUUUGGUUGGAUUUGUGGUAUGAUCAGCAGGUUGUUAAGGUUGAUCGCCUGUUGAGGAAGGAGUGGGAUCAGAGUGGGGAGUGUGAGGGAUAUCCGUAUUGGGCGGCGGAGAGGCGCGAGGUGAAGCGCAAGAUGAAGCGCAAGGUGAAGCGUUCUGCGAAGUAA
Colletotrichum tamarilloi is the source of this 582-nucleotide messenger RNA. RefSeq lists its product as uncharacterized. The record is from RefSeq and is a predicted model, not a curated record. NCBI's taxonomy places the organism in Eukaryota, Fungi, Ascomycota, Sordariomycetes, Glomerellales, Glomerellaceae. The transcript has a single exon. The coding region runs from base 1 to 582 and encodes 193 amino acids.